Molecule: messenger RNA, 1782 nt
Organism: Pseudovirgaria hyperparasitica
Lineage: Eukaryota; Fungi; Ascomycota; Dothideomycetes; Acrospermales; Acrospermaceae
Exons: 2
Coding region: 1-1782 (593 amino acids)
Source: RefSeq, a predicted model, not a curated record
AUGGCGUUGAUGAUAACAUCAAAGGAACACAAGACCAAACUUACCACGAGCAAGGCGCUUAAAGCACUGUCUCUGCGGGCAAAUUCACGCAACAAAACCUGCGAAUUCUUCUCUGAUUUGAACUGCUCUCCGUGCGAUCGACAAGUAAACUCAAUGAUGGAGCAUCUCAUCUCAUUUGUGCGCGAAAUUAUCCAUGACCGUCGCGUCAUCCUCGAAACUCGACUCCAAUACCAAAUUGAUGCAUUACGGUACUCACGCCCAUGGUUAAAGACUCCGAAAACCCAUCACAAUGAAAACAACUCUUUCAGCUCCCUAUACGGCAAGCCGUUCAAGUUCGACCUCGAAGACUCACCGAAGAAUUAUGCUACGGAAUACGCGCGCAUGGUCCACGGCCAGUUAGAAGAUGGUACUACCGGUGCAUGCCUAGCGAUGACCUAUGACCUUGCCCAAGCCAUCGUGAAACUCUUCCUCUAUAGUAAGGAGCUCAGUAUCAAAGACGAGCAAGAAGCAUUGUGCAAGGCCGAGAAGAAAGACCUUGAAGCUGCAAUAACUCGCAUCAUCAUGCGGAAGCGAGUCCUGGAGAAGAAAAAGAUUCCCACCGAUCGAGCGACGCAGGGUCUUGAUAGAGCUAAGCUCGCGAAUCUGGAGUAUGAGUUUGAGGCAUUGAGACUUCGAGAGCGAAGUGUGGUAUGUGACUUGGAGCAGGUUAGAGAUGCGCGAGGCGAAUUGCAGCUUGUGAAGGCUGCAUUGCAGGAGAAAGUGAAUGAUGUGCUUGAGAAAGUGUUUAUAGACUGUGGGUUGAUUGAUUAUGAGGCAUGGAUGGUAUCGGCAAGGAUCAGAUCUGCCAGUACCUUACCACCGCGAAACAAAGCAGGAGAGGCUGGAGAAAGGAGCGUGAGGAUAGACGACGAAGAGAAGGAACUAAGAAGCUCGGCCACUCACCAGUCGAGCUCGACCAUUAGUCCUACCAAAGAACGACAUAACUCGAAUUCUUUUGCGGCUGAACCAGCUCAGGACGAUAUUAUUGCCAGAUACCAGGGAGCUUGGGUAGCCCAUCACAGUGCCGACCUCAACCUCGAGAAGCACAGAGAGCAAUACGAAGAAAAGAAAUACAGCCACUUCAAGGAGCGAAACAAGUCUAAAGAGGCCGAGUGCGAAUUCGACCACAAACAUCUCCAAACAGGUGCAGAACUCACCCGAAAAGUCAUCAAGGCGGAGGAAGAGCUCCAAAAAGCUCACGUCGAAGCUAUUAGGGCAGGGGUGGCGUACUCGGACUUGGACUCACUAGUGUUUACGGGUCGUAUGCAAAAGGGAUACGAUGAUUGGAACUCCCAAUGUAGCGUCGACUACUACAUGGGGCCGACAGCAUACCAGAUUACAUAUGCCAAGUCUUUGGUAGAAGACUCCAUUAUGCAAUGGAUGGUGUCCCAGGGCGAAGCUGUGCCGACGAAGUCCAGGAGAACCGGUCGAUUCAAACUACCGCGAGAGCUUCCGUGGUGGGACAGUUACAGCAUCCAUGAAAUGUAUCCUAAAUAUGCAAAGACUAACGAGGUAUGGACGAAAAUGAUGAAUGAAUUGAGGUCGGAUAUGGCGCUGGAGAGGAAGCGGGUUGGGACUUGGUCGUCGUUGAUACGAAGAUACCAGGGCAGGUUGAUUGAAUGGGGGAAGUAUAGAUUGGGCAGGUUGAGCCGAAAGGAAACGGUGUAUAAUCAUGCGGUGAUUGGAGCCUUUGUGGGGGUAUUACCGUCAAUAUGUACACCGUACGGAAAAUGUUGGAAUUGA